AUGAGCGUCCAUUCGCUCGACUACGCCCAGCCCAACGCAACUCGAUCUGACAUCGAUGUUGAGGCUGGGCGCCAGUCACCCAUCUCCCAAGUUUCUCCGAGAGGGGGCGACACAGAGCCGACAUCGUUUCUCGCAUUCACCUCCUCGGCAACACGAGUGGAGUCCACCGAUACGACGAAACGGCGCGCAAGACGGAAUACCGCACGAUCCUACCACCCCGAGGGAUUUGCACAAGAUCCAAAUUGGCAACCAGGAACUGAGCCGGGUAUUGACCCCAGCAAGCCCCUCCCGCCGUAUACCUCAGAAUGGGCGUCGAAUAUUCCUGCAGAUCUGCAUCGACAGUGCCAGAUAACUGUCGUGGACUUCUCCCAGAAUGAGAUGCGACAAUACGAGCUGGAUAAUGAUACGCUGGCGCCGUUCUUGGAAAGGGAGAGGGAGCCUUGGGUGCAAUGUCGGUGGAUCAAUGUAAAUGGGUUGAGUUGGGAUGUGAUCCAGAUUCUUGGAAACCACAAGAGAUUGCAUCGUCUUGCCAUUGAAGAUUUGGUCCAUACCACCAACCGCACCAAAGCAGACUGGUAUUCCGAUCAUGCGUUCGUGGUGCUGACACUGCAAAAGUUGAUGAAAGUCUACGAAGAAUCCUCUUCCGAUUCCGAAGAUGAAGAAGAGAGGCCGAUCAGUCGCUGGAAGUCCAAGGAUCGAAAAAGCUCUGUGGCCAGCGAGAGGAGUUCUAUCUCUUUGAAGAGGCCAACGAAACGAAGUGUCAUCCUGGCAGCCUUAAAGGAUAUCUUCACCUUCAAAUCAGGCCCACCCCCAGAAGACAAAGAGAAAACAACCUUCGGGUCCAGUGUUCGACCUGGACUCGGGCGACGGACUUCAAAACACAACUCUCAUUUUGGAAACGUUGGGACUGCCUCGGAGACCACUGCCAGAAGUCUGCAGCGAUACCGCGGUGGGCCCAACGAGGAUCGAAUCGAAUUCAUGGAGCGACACGCUGCGCUUACUGGUAAAGGUCUGUGUGUCACUUUGGAGCAGGUUUCGAUCUUCCUACACGCUGACAACACCGUCACAUCCUUCUUCGAAACAAGUGCGGAUGACAUCGAGGCUCCCAUCGUGAGGCGUCUCAUGUCACCCGAGACUAUCCUCCGACAGUCAUGCGAUGCUAGCAUGCUGCUACAGGCUAUUCUCGAUGCGGUGAUUGAUCUGGCAAUCCCGGUCACGAUGGCAUACCAAGAUGCCAUCGGAGACCUCGAGCUAGAGGUCCUCACAGAUCCAGAUAUCGACCAAUCGAAGUCCCUGUACAUUUUGACUUCUGAGAUUGCCGUACUGCGAAAUUCGAUCCAACCCAUCGUGGCAGUGAUGAACGCUCUCCGCGAUCACCGCUCCGAGCCCGUUGGCACUCCGGGAUUCGGCAUCUUGCGCAAUCCACUCAGUCCAGCCGGUACACCUGCGGAACCGGCUGAAACUCGUCCCCAUUUCGGUACUGUCACGCCGAAUCUGAAAAGCCUUGGAGGCUCGAGUGUCACGAUCAGCUCCAUGUGUCAUACAUAUCUGGGUGACGCCCUUGAUCACUGCAUCACUAUCGUUGAGGGAUAUGAUCAGAUGCGGCGCAAUGCUGAUAACAUGAUUGACCUCAUCUUCAACACCAUCGGUGCCUACCAGAAUGAGAGUAUGAAACAACUAACUCUGGGUUACUUUGGAAUGAAUUUCACAGACUUCUCUGGCAUUGAGCACAGUGAUAGUUAUUUUUGGAAAAUUGCGAUUCCAUUCGUCUGUGUCACAACUUUCCUACUGAUGCGUGACAAGAUCCAGCGAUACGCAGUCAUGUUGGCCCAGCGCCGCUUGAUUGUCAGUUCGAGGAAGCAAAGACGCGAGAGAAAGAAGAAAUAA
Penicillium salamii is the source of this 1887-nucleotide messenger RNA. The record is from the annotation of a GenBank genome assembly. NCBI's taxonomy places the organism in Eukaryota, Fungi, Ascomycota, Eurotiomycetes, Eurotiales, Aspergillaceae.